Molecule: messenger RNA, 6399 nt
Organism: Aspergillus sclerotioniger CBS 115572
Lineage: Eukaryota; Fungi; Ascomycota; Eurotiomycetes; Eurotiales; Aspergillaceae
Gene: atg2
Product: putative autophagy regulatory protein Atg2
Exons: 3
Coding region: 1-6399 (2132 amino acids)
Biological process (GO): piecemeal microautophagy of the nucleus; autophagy of mitochondrion; autophagosome assembly
Cellular component (GO): extrinsic component of membrane; phagophore assembly site
Molecular function (GO): phosphatidylinositol-3-phosphate binding
Source: RefSeq, a predicted model, not a curated record
AUGGCCUACUUCUUGCCAUCGUUCUUCCAGAAACGAUUGCUCCGAUAUGCUUUGUCUCGCCUUGAGCUCGUCGAUACCGAGGCCCUUGAUCUCGAUAGCCUCGGUAUCCGUUGGGGACAGCGAAGUACCGUCGAACUACGGGAUAUUGGUUUGAGGCUGGAGAAACUAGCUACGCUUCUUCACCUUCCACCCUCAAGCGAGCUCCUGAGUGCCCGUGUUCGUUUCCUGCAACUUACGGUCCCCGCGGAUAUCUACAGCAGCGGUAUCAUCUGUCACGCCAGCGGCAUCGACGUACACCUGAGACUGCUUUCGGAAGAGACAAGCCAUGCUGGACAAGGCGAUAAACCAACGGGCCCUGAUUCCAGGCAUGAUUCGGGCACCGAUCCGAUCAUCCCUAACCCGACCGAUCUUGCGCAGUCAUUUCUCCAGGCCGAGCCGAAGGAGGAGAAGGAGGAGCUGCAGGCUGCUAUAUCGUCCCAAUCACAGGUUCUCCAGCGUACACAGACGUCCAAUAGCGACGAUGAAGAGGAGCUUGGUCUUGGCAAUGAGACUGUUUCUCUGCCCAGUUUCGUGGCUGCAUUCCUCAAGGGUGUCGCAGACCGUCUGCAGGUUCAGGUGGAUGACAUAUCCAUCCGAGUCGAUGUCGAAACGAAACAAGACGGGCCGCUGAAGAGGCAGCCGGAGGACAAACCUGACUUGAUCACAGGACUCUUGAGCGUCGGACAAGUCAAGGUGGAUGCGGUGAGCCCACCUUCAAGCACAGGCGAGGCUUCAUCGCGAAAGCCGCGACGGUUAAUCUCCCUCUCCGACAUCAAUAUCGCUUUGAUAUCCGAACCGGUCGUUUUUUCCAAUUAUUCACGGUUUGCUGCUCCGGCAUCUCCAGAUACUCCCUUGCCGCCGAAGUCGAGCCGGCCCCCCAGCCGGGAUUCGACUCUUCCACCUGAGUAUGCAUCUGAUCAGAGUUCCGCUCUUGAGAUGACGAGGUCGACUAUAUUUGAACCGUCUCGUGGAGUCACCGAGUCUGGAUUGAUUGAACACAAUGCACCCGAAAUGGAAGGCUCUGUGUGCACCUAUGAUGGCAGGUUUUCGGAUGCGGACACGGAGGACGAGGCCAGGAGCUAUGGUUACAUGGAGGAUUCGCAGAAUCUCUCAGAUGAUGAUAGGCUAUUGGAUAAUCCUGCGUAUCUUGACUCUGUGAUCAACUCGCAGGUUUAUGAUGAUGAACUCGAUGGUCUGGACAACCUUCCGACCGAAGUUGGUCACCGCGCUCUGGAGAGCGGAGAUACCCCGCGCCUUCUGAGUCCAGAGUUGCACACAAUUGGAGCAGCAUCACACUGCAGUGAUACACAAAACGCUAUGAUCCUUGCACCUAGGUCACAGGUACCGGACGUCGGUGGGUUCGCGCAGGACAACCUACAUCCUCCUGGGGCGGUCGGUAGUGUUGCCCGACCGGCGUUGCCCGAGAUCGAAUCGGAUGUUGCUCACAAUACAGAGCUAUAUACAGAUGAUCAAAUGUCGCCCCAUGCUUCUGUACCUCCUUCCGAAGCGGGUAGUUCAAGCUCGACGUCUGGAUCCUUCGAUCAUGGAGAGCUCUCUGAGUCUAGACUCUUUUCUAACGAGGAGGCACAGAGUAUGUAUAUGAGUGCUGUGAGCCAUGACUCGAUGUCUCGAAGCUUUAUGCCGAAUAUUCCUGGUGCCUGGGAUUCACCGGAGUCUACGAUGAUUAGGGGUCCAAAUGCUCAUGUGCACCAUGCAGACCAGCGCGACGUACAAUCGGAUCACUAUCAUGAGGAUGAUGACGAGGCCAUCGCUACCCCCAAACUUACUGCUCAGACAGGGUUGCAUAUCUCACAGGAAUGCCUUAUGGAUAAUCCCCAGAAGGCUCAUGAUCCGAUCGACCAAGGAUCUGCUCAGGAUUCACCGGAGCUGAAUAAGCUCCCAGAUGUGGCAAGGAGAUUUUUUAGCAUCGACAAGGUCCUGAUUUCAAUCCCUUCUGUGGAUGAAGACGGCGACAUUGCGGACGACGUAUCGUCCGUAGCCUAUGAUGAAAAAGAAACUUCCGGGUUGGAAGAGACGACAGCAUGUUUGCGUGACUCUGCAAGUGCGGACGAAUUGGCCGCUUCUACUACACAUGCCUCUACACGAAACCGCAGUGAUACAAUAAGGCCGUUUACUUCGGGGAAAGAGGGAGCUGAGAAGAGGACACCGCGUCUUUCACAAGAUGAUGAGCAUAAGUCGCAGUCUAGCCGCAGUUCGAAUGACAUGGAAAUUGAGAUAUUUUCGGUGGAAGUUCAACUUGACAUUGCCAUCGGCUGGCUUGUGAUCAAAAUUGGACAGCGGAUUCUCGAGGCUUUUGGGAAUGACAGCGAGGACGCCCCGAAGAAGGGUCGUCCACAGGAGCACGUGCAAGAGCGGCAGGCAAUCAAAUUGGCUCUUCAAAAUUUAUCCAUCAAAUUUGUCGAGCAUGUUCCGGAGCACUCCUACCCCAUUGAAACCCAUAGUCCAACCUUCUUCGGGCUGUUGCAUGAUGAGGUCUUGUUGCAGACAUGUAUCUCGGGAUUACAAGCGCAGUUCUUGGCAGAUAAGGAUGUCACAAAACUUCACCUCAACAUCAAAAAGUUUACCCUUGGGUUUGCCUCUGAGCAUCUGAUCUCAUUUAGCGAAGAGUCCAAGAUGCGCGACUCUGUCAGAGACAUUUCGUCAGCCGAGCAAGGGGAUAUCGAUCUUUCAAUCAAGAAAUCACUUGAUUCCACCACGGUCAAUCUCAUGACACUUCCUCUACAACUUAAUUUGAACGUUCAGCGACUGGAGGAGGUUGUAGGUUGGGUCGGCGGGUUGAGCACCAUCUUGGAACUUGGAAGCUCGAUCUCGUCGGGUUCAACCGGCAAGGGACCGAAGAAAGAACCCCCGAAGCGUCCUCGUGGAGUGCACUUUGAAGAAUUCCCUCCACCGGCAGCUACGCAGCAGACCGACUCGGCACCUUUGAAGGUCAAUGUCAGGAUUGGGGGAGUCGCAGUGAACGUUAUCGGAGAAACCCAUUACAUCAAAUUGAUGACAACAGCUGCCAAGAUUAUAAGCAGGCCUAAAUUCAUAGCUGUACAAAUAGAUAAGGCCACGCUGUCCGGCCCAUUGCCUCUGGACGACGCUCGGGACGCCCCUGCCAACAUACGCCUGGCUGAUAUCAGAAUUGAGUACCGUUUUUCCCCGAAGGAAGAGGAUCUUGAUCGGCUAUUAGGUUUGAUCACUCCGUCAAAGGACAAAUAUGACGAAGAUGACGAUAUCAUGCUGGACACACUAUUUCGUCAGCGGAGACAGGGAUCUGUACUUUGUGUUACCAUCUCUGAAACCAAGUUUGUUGUUUCUCGGACCACUGACUUGGAAUCCAUUUCUCAACUUGCGGAAGAGCUAAGCAGGCUAUCGAAUGUCACGAAGUAUCUACCCGAGGAUGACCGUCCCGGUGUCCUAAUCCUUGCUUUAAUCCGUGAGUGCGAGGUCCGAGUGCAUAUUGGUGGGAAAGUGGGUGAGAUAACUGCAACUCUUCGGGAUGCUGAAGCGGCAUAUAUUAGCCUACCUUCGCUUAUUGCCGCGCAGGUGGGAUCCAUAGCGGUUGUCAGAAACAGGAAUGAAGAGCUUGUGGGAGAUGCAUCAGCGAUCAUUCGGGGACCGGGCUGGAACCAAACCCAGCUUCCAGUUCUGAUGGCUCGCUAUAUCGCGGAUGAGAUGGACCCCACGGUCAAGGUGAAGUUACACAAUUUCCGCGCGGAAUACACGCUUCCCUCCAUCAUGGCCUUCUUGGGGCUAAGCGAAGAUAUGACUACUGGGGACAUGGCUGCCAACAUGGCAAGCUCUUUGGUGAAUCUUGCCGAGCUGCAACCUGCACCUCAGGACGAUCAAUCAUCGGUAAAGGAGAGCAAUCCUGAAAAUCCCCCGAAGCCUAUCAAGUUGUCAGUGGAUUUGCGAGACUGCGUGCUCGGUCUCAACCCGCGCGGCACGGCCGCGAAAGGCCUCGUUGUCCUCACGAACGCCAAGUUUUCUGGGGCGAUACAUGACCCCGUGUCUUCAGACGCCACGCUGGAUCUCCGGAAAGUGUCUGUGAUGAUAAUAGACGACAUGAAAAAUGUCGGCUAUACAGAUAAUCUGCACCGAAGAAGCUCAGCUCCUCCACAGAGCAACCAAGUGCAAUCUCUCAUCGACCACGGCUUUGUGUCAGUAUGCUCAAUAUCUGCAGCCACGGCUACUGUUAAGAUUAUGCGCUUGAGUGACGAUGGAAUGAAGUCUCUUGAUGUGGAGCUGAGGGACGAUCUGCUGAUUCUGGAAACCUGCGCCGAUUCAACGCAGACCUUUAUAAGCAUAGUCAACGGGCUCCAACCUCCUACUCCUCCUAGCGCGGCCACAAAGUACCGUACGGAGGUUCUUCCUAUUCAGGAUAUGCUAUCAUCAUUCACCGGCGAUGCCUUCGUUGCAGAUAUGCCAGAGGGCAACCAAGUGACGACGGACUCUGCUGAUCGAGUGCAGGGAGAGGGGCAUCUGGAGGAUGAGCGGGACUAUGUCAGCGACUUCCAGCAUGUGAACCCAGGCUCAGAACCUGGCUUUGGGGUGGAGGGCAUGGGGGCUUCGGGCUCAAAUGAACUUCUUGAUAGCUUCCACUCGCUGUAUUAUGUGUCAUCCAGUGUCUCUGACCUUGACUUCCGCGAGGACCACUUUGCACAACAAUCGGCUGUCGGCGGUACAGCACACCGCUGGGAUUCUACACAGAACACCUACGGGCUCUCAGAUGACUCCAAACUUCAGAGAAGUCCGUUGAGGAUCCGGGUUCGCGAUGCCCACGUCAUCUGGAACCUAUUUGACGGCUAUGACUGGCAGCGAACUAGGGAUACUAUAACGAAAGCCGUGAAAGAUGUGGAGAGGAAGGCCAUUGAACGGCGUGCACGUACUGGCAGUCGGGCAUCUCCCAGUUUUGAUGAGGAAGAGGAGUCGGUGAUUGGCGACUGUUUGUUCAACUCGAUAUAUAUUGGGGUCCCUGCCAAUAAGGAUCCCCGCGAUAUUCGCAAUGACAUCAACCGCAACAUCGAUGACCUCGUCAGCGAGACGGGUAGCUAUGCGACUACGACGACUGUCACUGGGGCCACGGUACGGCAAAGCCAGUCGCCCUCCUUCCGAGGAAAGAAGUUGCGCCUGUCUCGAAGUAAGUACCAUAAGAUGACUUUUGAACUCAAGGGCAUCUGUGCCGACCUGGUCGUUUUCCCGCCCGAUUCUGGCGAAACGCAGAGCUCCCUGGAUGUCCGUAUCAAUGACCUGGAGGUAUUCGAUCAUGUGCCCACGUCUACAUGGAAAAAAUUCGCAACGUACAUGCAUGAAGCGGGCGAGAAGGAGAGUGGGACAAGCAUGAUCCAUCUGGAGAUAUUGACCGUGCGGCCGGUACCGGAGCUCGCUGCAUCCGAGAUUGUCCUCAAAGCAACUAUUCUUCCUCUACGGCUGCAUGUUGAUCAAGAUGCCCUGGAUUUUAUCUGUCGCUUCUUUGAAUUCCGGGAUGAUUCGGCACCCACACCGGCUGCCCCAAGCGAUAUUCCAUUCCUACAAAGAGUCGAGAUCAAUGCCGUUCCUGUGAGGCUCGACUUUAAGCCCAAGCGGGUUGACUAUGCGGGGCUGAGGUCUGGUCGUACGACUGAGUUUAUGAACUUCUUCGUCUUAGACGGGGCCGACAUGACCAUGCGGCACGUUAUCAUCUAUGGCGUGUCAGGGUUUGACAAACUCGGGCAAUCGCUCAACGACAUAUGGAUGCCAGACAUCAAGAUGAACCAACUUCCAGGUGUCCUGGCUGGCCUGGCUCCUAUCCGGUCCUUGGUCAAUGUUGGCGGAGGCGUCAAAGACCUAGUGGUGGUUCCCAUGCGUGAGUACCGGAAAGAUGGCCGCAUUGUGCGAAGCAUCCAGAAGGGUGCCCUGUCUUUUGCCAAGACCACAUCGAACGAACUCGUUAAGCUGGGAGCCAAACUUGCUAUCGGAACUCAAACGGUGCUGCAGGGUGCUGAGGAUCUCCUAACCACUCCCAGUGUGUCGGGAGGUCCAGACGAGGAGUAUGGUGACGAUGAAGAGGCCAAGAAGAUCUCGCUGUACGCAGACCAACCAGUAGGUGUGGUGCAAGGCCUUCGAGGCGCAUUCCGGGGGCUGGAGCGCGAUUUGCUUCUGACACGGGAUGCCAUCGUUGCGGUCCCCGGAGAAGUCAUGGAGAGCGGGAGCGCCAAGGCCGCCGCUAAAGCUGUCUGGAAGCGCGCUCCAACAGUGGUUCUCCGACCCGCAAUUGGCGUUUCCAAGGCCGUGGGACAGACGCUGCUGGGGGCUGGGAACACGCUGGACCCAAGCAACCGGCGGAAAAUGGAAGACAAAUACAAACGCCACUAA